CUUUAGCUCGCUCGGUCGUUAGCGGUUUGUUAUCCAAACUGUGCACGUUUGCAAAUGAAUAACAAUUCAGAUAAGCAUUGUGAACAUGAACUAGAACAGAGUGGCGUUUUAUUUAAUAGUUGUUGUUUUUUUUUAAAAUAAGCGUUGUUAAAGUAAACUAGGUUGCUACUUACUAAAAGUAUUAUGCAGUUUGAUUGAACAUGCCUGAUGCGGCUAUGCAUAACGGAAACUCAGUCCUGAGUUGUCUUGGCCUCGAAGACCCAACACUUGCAAGACAUUUUAAAGGCCACAAAGAUGCGGUGACGUGUGCAGACUUCAGUCCCAACAACAAACAGCUGGCCUCUGGAUCCAGUGAUAAAACUCUAAUGAUAUGGAACCUCAACCCCAAAUCCAGAGCGUUCAGGUUUGUCGGUCAUCAGGAUAUUGUAACCUCCGUGCACUUCUCCCCAUCCGGCGAGCUGGUGGCUUCUGGAUCAAGGGACAAGACCGUGAGAUUAUGGACGCCCAACAUCAAAGGAGAGUCGACAAUGUUUAAAGCGCACACGGCCACCGUACGCAGCGUGAGCUUCUCCGCCGAUGGCCAGAGACUGGUCACUGCUUCGGACGAUAAGUCUGUGAAAGUGUGGGGCGUGCAUCGGCAAAAAUUCAUCUACUCCCUCAACCAACACACCAACUGGGUGCGCUGUGCCAGGUUUUCUCCAGACGGACGUUUGGUUGCGUCAUGCGGCGACGACAGGACGGUUCGUCUCUGGGACACGUCCACUCGCCUGUGCAUCAACACCUUCACCGAUUAUGGCGGGCCAGCAACGUUUGUGGACUUUAACAGCAGCGGAACCUGCAUCGCGUCCUCGGGAGCGGACAACACGCUGAAGAUCUGGGACAUUCGAACCAACAAACUCCUUCAGCAUUACCAAGUCCACAGUGCCGCCAUCAACAGCUUCUCCUUCCAUCCGUCGGGGAAUUAUCUGAUCAGCGGCUCCAGCGACAGCACGGUGAAGAUCGUGGACCUGCUGGAGGGACGACUGAUCUACACUCUCCACGGCCACAAGGGUCCGGUCCUGGCCGUGGCGUUCUCUAGAGAAGGAGACCUGUUUGCUUCAGGUGGAUGUGAUUGUCAGGUCCUCAUGUGGAAGACCAACUUCGAUGCUCUGAACUACAGGGAGAUGUUGAGCAGACACAGGAAGCGUGUGACUCCAGAUCCUCCUCCUCACCUGAGCGACAUCUUCCCCCGCUCUCCACACCUCCACCUCCCCCACGACUCAGCUGUGCAGAUUAACCCAGUAGUCGCUGACGUCCAUUCUGUUCACCCUCACGUGGUGGAGGUAGGAGAGGAUCCAUUCGAUCUGGGUGCAGGUAGACACACCAGAGGGAUCACAGACCCCAGUGAGCGGCCCAGCACCAGUGCAGGCCACCAGCCUGCCACUUUUACUGACACACGACACCGGGAAGAAGCUGUGGAAGAGGAAGAUCUGGAACCAGGGGUCACAGACUUGCAGGAGGAACGCUUUGGAACUUCUCCAGCUUUGAGAAGCACAUUGGAGCACAUCGUUCAGCAGCUCGACAUUCUGACUCAGACCGUGGCUGUACUGGAGGAGCGUCUCACACUGACCGAGGACAAGCUGAGAGACUGUCUAGACAACCAGACUGUUAUUCUGGAGCAGAUGCAGCAGCGGGACGAGUCACACAAAGAGAUAAGAGGCGCUGAGGGUCGAGCAGUUUGACACGAGGCCCAUCAUGAGCUUUCAGGGGUCAGAGAUGUUGUUCUGGAGUAGAAGAGACUCGCUCCUCCCUCUUCACAUCCGGGAACUGUCUUCACUUCAAAACGGAAAGAAAAGGAACAGAAGGAAUCUAAAGGAAGUGCGGGAUGGAGGUCGGAGGGCAGUGAGGGGUUAGAUCGUAGGGUUGGGGGGGGUUAACAGAUCCUGUAUCAGGCUCUCCCAGAAAUUCAUUAAGUCCCUGCGGAUGAGACAGCUGCAGCUAGGAAAACAUCCCGGCCUUGUUUUGACAGCAGUGAGAGGCGGCAUUCUUCACGACAGCCGUUCCGACGACACGUCAGGAGAGAGAUGGACAUCUCUGUAUCUCUCUUUCUCUUUUUCACUUUGUCCUCCUGUGUGUAUGUAACUUCUGUGUAUAUUAAUGUUUUAUAGAAAUAAAUUGAGUGUCCUGAAUGGUUGAGCA
Messenger RNA from Hemibagrus wyckioides, 2178 nucleotides. It is a transcript of the gene poc1b, whose product is annotated as POC1 centriolar protein B. NCBI's taxonomy places the organism in Eukaryota, Metazoa, Chordata, Actinopteri, Siluriformes, Bagridae. Bases 201 to 1721 code for a protein of 506 amino acids. Gene Ontology annotation, molecular function: protein binding. Gene Ontology annotation, cellular component: centriole; ciliary basal body. The record is from RefSeq and is a predicted model, not a curated record. The transcript is spliced from 12 exons. Gene Ontology annotation, biological process: cilium assembly.